Amphibalanus amphitrite is the source of this 2353-nucleotide messenger RNA. RefSeq lists its product as uncharacterized. NCBI's taxonomy places the organism in Eukaryota, Metazoa, Arthropoda, Thecostraca, Balanomorpha, Balanidae. The transcript has 3 exons. Bases 254 to 1396 code for a protein of 380 amino acids. The record is from RefSeq and is a predicted model, not a curated record.
CAAGGGCCAGAAGCAUGCUAACCUCAAGGUUGUUGUGGUACAAGGAAAUAGGACCAGCCUAUUGGGACGGGACUGGUUGAAAGCUGUCAAGUUAGACUGGAAGGAAGUGUGUGCUGUUGAGAAUGUGUCAGUAGCGGCGUUGAGAAGGAAGUAUGCGGAAGUGUUUGAACCAGGUCUGGGGGAGUUGAAGGAUGUGAAGCUCCGCCUGAACAUUGACCGAAGUGUGCAGCCCAAGUUUUUCAGAGCUCGUUCCAUGCCAUACGCCUACAAGGAAAAGGUGGAGAAGCAGCUGCAAAAGGACGUAGAGUCUGGUGUACUUGAACAGGUAACGCACAGCAGGUGGGCCGCUCCGCUAGUUCCUGUCUUGAAAAAGGAUGGCACUGUCAGAGUAUGUGCUAACUUAAAGCUGACUGCAAAUAAGGCUGUGAAGUGUGACACAUAUCCGCUUCCGCGCGCGCAGGAUAUUUUCGCGCAGCUUGCUGGGGGACGAGUCUUCACUACGCUGGAUCUAGCACAGGCGUAUAACCAGGUCAUUGUGCAUGAAGACUCGCGCGAUGUACUGACGGUGAACACGCCGAAGGGGUUGAUGCGUUACUCUCGUCUGCCUUUUGGGCUCAAUUCGGCGGUCAGUCUGUUCCAGAGGGAGAUUGAGCGGGUGCUUCGUGACUUACCUGGUGUGGUGGCUUACCUGGACGACAUCCUGAUCUCCAGCAGAACGACGGAGGAGCAUCUGAAGACGCUGGACGACGUCCUCGGAAGACUGAAGAGAGCCGGGUUGAAGGUGAGACCAGCCAAGUGUAGAUUCUUGGUGCCCAGUGUCGAGUACUUGGGUCACAUCGUUGACAAGGACGGCAUCAGGCCGACACCAGCCAAGGUGCGAGCCAUACAGUCAGCGCCAGAACCGAAGAACGUUAAGCAGCUGAAGUCGUUCCUGGGAAUUCUGACGUAUUAUUCCAGAUAUAUUCCAGACCGCAGUCAGAAGCUGGCGCCACUUCAUCUCCUCCUGCAGAAGGACGUGGCAUGGCGCUGGGGUGCAGAGCAGGCUGCCAGCUUCCAGUGGGCUCGUGACGUCCUCUCGUCUGGCUCCGUGUUGGGUCACUUCGACAUCAACAAACGCAGGGCACGUGAAGCAGUCUUGAAGGAGCUGCAUGUGGCGCACCCUGGCAUCCGCCGCAUGAAGGCUCUGGCGAGAGGCUGUGUCUGGUGGCCUCAACUGGACCAGCAUAUUGAGCACAUCGUGAACUCCUGUCAAGCCUGCCAGGAAAGCCGACCUGCACCGGGACGUUCUCCAAUCUGCAUGUGGCCGUGGCCUGAGCGGGCAUGGUCGAGGAUCCACGUGGACUUCGCUGAGCCGAAGAAGGGAAGCGUAUCACCCCGCACAGCACAACUUCCGUAGCCCCCUCAGAGCUGAUGGUGGGGCGUGUCCUCCGAAGUCGCCUGGACCUUCUGCACCCGGACCUGCGAACUGAGGUGAAGAAACAACAGGUGAUCCAAAAGGAAAACCACGAUGCUAAGGUGAGCACUGGCAGGAGACUGGAUGUGGCUGACCUGGUGUUUGCAAGGAACUAUGGUGUUGGCUCGAAGUGGGUUGCUGGUGUUGUCGUCGGAGUGGAUGGACCUGUGUCUUACGCUGUGGAGACUGAAGAUGGUAGGCUUUGGAGACGACAUAUCGAUCAGCUUCGGCAUAGGUCUGACGGCGAACUGUUUGCAGGACGUUCUGCGCUGACUUCGGAGCCCGGUGACAUUCCUGCGGAAGGAGGGCAGCCAUCUCGGAAUCCGACGGCGGCGCUGCAGCCGUCUCGUCCGGGGGAGUCUGGCUUGGACGCGUCGCUGCCGCCGUUCAGCACACCUGGAGCGGCGCCUAGCGCUCCAGCAGCAUCGCCAUCAUCUUCGGCGCCUGCUCCGUCGGAGCCCCGGCCUGAGGCAUCAGAGCUCGAGCCCGCGUGUGUCGCCGGCGACGCUGGUGCACGGACGGAAACCCCACUGCGUUCGGGGCUCGGAGUGGAGGCUGGUGCAGGUGUACAGUCUCGUGUGUUGGACGAGGGUGGUGGUGUUCGUCGCGGAACUAGAGUGAGAAAGCAGACUAAGUUUUUUGGUUCCUAGCUCUGUUCAUAUUACUUGUGUUUUGUGAGGGGGCAGUGUAGUGAACUAUGGUUCACGCCUCCCCCCACCUGUGGCCUGAGUGCGCCGCUGCGCCUCCCUUAUCGGCCGUCCCUGUAUCCGUCCCUGCGCGGUGUCCGUCCCUGCGUGUCGCGGCGCAUGUGCCUCGGGCGGUUUUGUGUGGCCUGGCGCGGCGGCCGGUCGGCCGGCCGCGCGGCAGUCUGCAGCUGGACCCAAUACAGCAAGGAGCUCG